Messenger RNA from Ziziphus jujuba (common jujube), 2981 nucleotides. RefSeq names its product hydroxyproline O-galactosyltransferase GALT6. Gene Ontology annotation, cellular component: Golgi membrane. Lineage: Eukaryota; Viridiplantae; Streptophyta; Magnoliopsida; Rosales; Rhamnaceae. The record is from RefSeq and is a predicted model, not a curated record. The coding region runs from base 485 to 2509 and encodes 674 amino acids. Gene Ontology annotation, molecular function: galactosyltransferase activity; carbohydrate binding. The transcript has 7 exons.
AGUGGUUCUACGCUGCUUUUUCACGGAUGUUGGUUUUUCUUUUAAAGUGGCGUCGUUUUCGCCAUGCCAACUCCAAAAUUCCAAACUGGCAAAAAAAUGCAAAAGAAGCAAAGGCAAAGCAAUGGCGUCGUUGUGUUCAAGUACAGUCCUUUUGUAGUUUCCUGUUUUUAUGGUAUCAAUAAUUUUCCAAUCUCUCAAAUUUUCUUCAAGUGCUUCAACAAGCAACCACAGCUUUUUCUUUCUGUAUACAUUUUUUGUUUCUAUCCGAAUGUUUUUUUUUUUUCUUUUUUUUUUUGCAAAUCUCAAUGAGCUGUAGAUUUUCAUUCCCAACCUCAUUGCUUUCAAACCUAGGGUUAGGGUUUUGCUGAAACAGAGUAUCUGAGCAAAACCAGAGAACAAAAAAAAAAAAAAAAAAAAAAAUUUUUGGUUGUACCCUUGUUCAUUGUCUGUGAAGGAAACUGGGUUUGGGGGUGUUUUGGGGACAAUGAAGCGAGUGAAGUCCGACACGCUCUGGUCUCCGAGUCGAGUCGGAUUGCUGCAAGUUUUGAUGGGCGUAGUGUUCUUCUACCUACUCCUCAUGAGCUUCGAAAUGCCUCUGGUGCUCAGAACAAGUCUCGGGUCGGGUUCGGGUGAUGGGUCAUUCGGGUUUCUCAGCGAUUCGUUUCCGAGGCCUUUCGCGCUUGAAACUGAAGAGGAAUUGGCUGAUAUAGACGCCCCGAGCCGACCCGCCAAUGACCCACUUCGGUUGUUCGGUGGCUCGCCGUACCGUUCGCCGGAGAGGCGGCGUAUAAGGGAGUUCAAUAAAGUUUCCAGCCUGGUGUUCAACGAGACAGCCUUCGAUAGCAAUGCCGGUAGGGACGAGUUUCCGGAGCUUCAUAAGGCAGCUAAGAAUGCUUGGGUCGCGGGAAAGAAGCUCUGGGAUGAGCUUGAAUCCGGGAAAGUGGAGCUCGAGCCAAAUACAAAGUCCGAAAACAGGUCUGAACCGUGCCCGCAUUCGAUUACACUAUCUGGGUCCGAAUUCGAAGCUCGGAAUCGGGUUUUGGUGAUUCCAUGCGGACUGACUCUGUGGUCUCAUAUUACAGUUGUUGGGACACCCAGAUGGGCUCAUAAGGAAUCUGACCCGCUGAUAUCGGUCUUGAAGGAAGGGGAUGAUUCGGUGAUGGUGUCGCAGUUUAUGAUGGAGUUGCAGGGUUUGAAGACUGUGGAUGGAGAAGACCCGCCAAGGAUAUUGCAUUUCAAUCCCAGAUUGAAGGGGGAUUGGAGUGGGAGGCCAGUGAUCGAACAGAACACGUGUUAUAGGAUGCAAUGGGGAUCUGCGUUGAGGUGUGAGGGUUGGAAAUCCAGGGCUGAUGAAGAAACUGUUGAUGGACAGCUGAAAUGCGAGAAAUGGAUUCGUGAUGAUGAUAAUCAUUCUGAAGAAUCCAAAGCCAUGUGGUGGCUGAACAGAUUGAUUGGGCGUACCAAAAAGGUGACUUUAGAGUGGCCAUAUCCAUUUGUGGAGGACAAGUUAUUUGUUCUUACUGUGAGUGCUGGCUUGGAAGGUUACCAUAUCAAUGUUGAUGGCCGGCAUGUCACUUCUUUUCCCUAUCGCACGGGAUUUGUUUUGGAGGAUGCCACUGGACUUUACGUAAAUGGAGACAUUGAUGUGCGCUCUGUAUUUGCUGCGUCUUUACCUACAUCACAUCCAAGCUUUGCACCACAAAUGCAUCUUGAGAUGUCUCCUAAAUGGAAAGCUCCACCUGUUCCCUAUGAUCGUGUGGAGCUUUUCAUUGGCAUCCUAUCUGCUGGAAACCAUUUUUCAGAGCGGAUGGCUGUGAGGAAGUCAUGGAUGCAGCAUAAAUUAAUCAAAUCUUCACAUGUUGUGGCUCGGUUUUUUGUUGCAUUGAAUGGAAGAAAGGAAGUAAAUGUGGAGCUCAAGAAAGAGGCAGAAUAUUUUGGUGAUAUUGUUGUAGUUCCUUACAUGGACAAUUAUGACCUAGUUGUUUUGAAGACAAUUGCAAUUGCCGAGUAUGGUGUUCGCACAAUGGCAGCAAAGAAUAUCAUGAAGUGUGAUGAUGACACAUUUGUAAGGGUCGAUGCUGUGCUUAAGGAGGUGUGCAAAGUCCAUGUAGGUAGAAGUCUCUAUGUGGGAAAUAUGAACUACCACCACAAGCCCCUUCGUUAUGGUAAAUGGGCAGUGACAUAUGAGGAAUGGCCAGAAGAAGAUUAUCCACCUUAUGCAAAUGGUCCAGGUUACAUAAUAUCCAGAGACAUUGCAGAGUUCAUCAUUUCUGAGUUUGAAAAACACAGGCUGAGAUUGUUCAAGAUGGAAGAUGUAAGCAUGGGAAUGUGGGUGGAGCAGUUCAACCGUUCAAGAACCGUUGAAUAUCUGCAUAGCCAGAAGUUCUGCCAGUUUGGGUGCAUCGAAGAUUACUUAACUGCACAUUACCAAUCCCCAAGACAGAUGAUGUGCAUGUGGGGAAAAUUGCAGCAAUAUCAUGGAAAACCUCAGUGCUGCAACAUGAGAUGAUAAUGAUACCAAAAACAAAGUGGAUAGUUUUUUAUCCUUACAAAAUAGAGAAAAUAUAUGAAGAAGAAAGAGCACACAGAAACCAAGUUUUGCAGCCCUUAGUGUUUCUUUUGUAAAUACAUGGUGGGGUUUUAAGUUACAACAAGGUUGCUCCUGCCCCUUCCCAAUUCUUUCAUUAUUUCACCCACAUUAUUUCACCCACAUUGCUUCCUUUAUUACUCCUAAUGAAAUUAACCCAAUUUCAGUUUUGAAAAGGAUCAGCAUCAUUCUUUUUCGUCUCUCUGUUUAUGAAUUUGAUUACACCAAACAGUCGAGUAUUUGCACCACACUGAUCCCUGAAGAAUGUCUUAACAACAAAUUCCACUCUUGUUGUUAGGAGCACGCAUUUUCAAUAAACAAGAGCUGAUUUAAAGUGAAUUCUUGUACAAAAGCACAUCGAUUUUUUAUUUAUAUAUUUUGGGGUUUUGAACUU